AUGGCCAAGGCAACCAAAUGCCUUUGGCAGACCUCGUCGCCGCAGACAACAGUGCGCUGCUCCUCGUCAUCGACUCCGCCGGCUCGCCAGUUGGCGAACUACACUCCCAGUUCCUGGGAUUACGACUGCCGCCUGCUUUCGCUCGACGAUAUCAGCCAUGACACCCAUGAUCAGUUACGAGCUCGGAGCUUCGAUAAAUUGAAGGCCGGGGUGAGGGAGCGGCUGAUGGUGGCGAGCCGAGGCCACGACCAACCUGCAAAGCUCAGACUCGUCGACACACUGCAACGGCUCGGCAUCGCCUACCACUUCGACGACGAGAUCUCCAACAUCCUCACCACUAUCCAUAGUGCAAAACCUCAUCAGUGGAGCUGUGAUGAUGAUGAUGGUGAUGAUGUUGCUUCCGCGGCCUUGAGGUUCAGGUUGCUCAGGGAGAGUGGCUUCCCAGUCCUCUUCCCUGCAGAAUCUCUGAAAAAUCUCAAACACAUACUAGAUGAUGUGAAGGGGGUCCUCUCAGUCUAUGAGGCUUCAUACCUUGCAUUUGGAGGCGAGGAAACAUUAGACGAGGCAAAAGCAUUUUCUGUAAGCGCUCUUAGAGAACUCUUGCCGUCCAUGGAUCCCCACUUACAACACAGUGGAGGGAGGAUAUUGCCCUUGGUAAAAAAAUUGGGGUUUGCGAGAGAUCGUCUCAUGGAGUGCUACCAUUAUGCAACUGGAAUAAUGUGGGAGCCAACCCUCGGAGCAUGUCGGGAAGUUCUUGCUAAAGUCAUUUAUCUAGCAGUUCAAUUGGAUGAUGUUUAUGAUGUGUAUGGAACUCUUGAUGAACUCAUCUUGUUCACUAAUGCCAUUAGAAGGUGGGAAGAAAGUCCCGAUGAACGACUUCCUGAAUACAUGAAAGCACUCUACACUAUUAUGUACAACACAUCAUGUGAGGUGGCUGAAAAUGUGCUAAAACAACAUGGUUUUGAUGCUCGUCAUGUACUUCAAAAAUUGGCCGAGCUAGAGAGAGGGGAUGUACCAUCUUCCAUAGCUAUCCACAUGUCGGAGAAUAACUCUGGUGAGAAAGAGUCCCGCGAUGCCAUGGAAGACCUUAUAAUGGAUGCUUGGAAGUCAAUUAACAUAGAGGCCUUCGAACAUUAUAAAUUUUCUAGACAUUUUGCCAAGAGUUGUGUGAAUUUGGCCCGAAUUUCGCAUUGUGUUUACCAAGAUGGGGAUGGUUUUGGGGAACCAGAUUAUCAGAAGAAAAAGCAAAUCAAAGAAUUGUUCUUAGAGCCUAUCAACAGUGAGAAAUAA
Messenger RNA from Triticum turgidum subsp. durum (durum wheat), 1290 nucleotides. The record is from the annotation of a GenBank genome assembly. Lineage: Eukaryota; Viridiplantae; Streptophyta; Magnoliopsida; Poales; Poaceae.